Molecule: messenger RNA, 1047 nt
Organism: Symbiodinium natans
Lineage: Eukaryota; Dinophyceae; Suessiales; Symbiodiniaceae
Source: the annotation of a GenBank genome assembly
AUGUUUGGCAGCGGACCCUCCAGGGCCCACUUGCCGCGAGGUUCCGGCGCCAGGCGAAUGGCUGUGCUGGAAGCCAUCCCAAAUUCGCCUCGGGUGCUCCUUAUCGAUCGGCUCAUCGGUGUACACUGGGCCGACGUGGCCGAUGAGCUUGGCUCUCGCGUGGCAACAGGCUACGGCGUGGAUUCCGCCCUACUGGAUUUGCUGAAGGCCCCCUCUUCGUGCAGCGUCGUGCGGGAUCACGCACGCGCCUGCUGUCACCAAGGUCGCCGAGCCCUGGCAAGCCUGCCUAGCCGAGACGACUGUGAAGCCUUUUGCUGCGAGCACGCAGGCUGCUGGGGAUGCGUGCAGAACCACAGCAGAUGGACCGCGCUUCCCUCCUGCUUCUCCCUCCGGCGGCGCAGCUGCCCCAGCUCCGAACAGCUGUCCUCAAGCCCCUGGGGCUACUGGCUGGAGUUUGGUGUGUUCUUUGGUGCCACUCUGCGGAGCACCGCCAUCCACUUGAUGCGCACAGGGUUUGGGCAUCAUCCCGUCUACGGCUUCGACUCCUUCCGCGGGCUGGAUGAGGACUGGGGCAGGUUUGACCGCUUCCAGUUCAGCACGGACGGGCGAAUCCCGAAACAUCUGCCUCCGAACGCCAAGCUGGUAGUCGGAUGGUACAACAAGACUCUCCCGGCCUUCAUCGAGAAGAAUCUCCUCGGCGGCGCGAAGGUCCAGUGGCUUCACCUCGACUGUGACACCUAUGCUGGCCACCGCCUUGUCCUCUCCCUCCUGGCACCCUACCUGGCGCCAGGGUCCCUGCUGACCUUCGACGACAUCCUGAACUAUGCCGGUUUUGAAGGCUAUGCGCUGCAGGCCUUCUACGAGUUUAUCCAGGAGACCGGUUGGACCAUUGAAGUCCUUGUGGCGCCCUGGCGCGUGGACUGGUCGAUCUCGAGCCCGACGUCUGCACGCGGCUCGACACCCUGGUGGCUCUCGCGCAUGCGAGCAAUCACCGUGCGGCUGGUGUCCAAGCGGAACGGCCCACACCUGGUGAGAAAAUGGCACUGA